AUGGCUAACCUGGCAUUUUCCUGGGAGCUGGUCGACCACGACAUACGUAUCCAACACAAACUGGCAACGACGGAAGUCGACAUGACCUGGUCCGCCAAACCACCCCGAUGCGAGUACAUCGCCGAAUCGAACGGCGAGGGCUUCCAGGUCUAUUUUUUCGCGGGGCUUUCCAUCGACAUCGCAGAGGCACUCCUUGAGGAAAUCUCGGGGGAACUGAACCCUACAUUGCUGCGCUCGCUGGAACAACUGUCGAAAAAGGAGCCGCAGCUAGUCGUACGUGCGCUGAUACGGUACCUCACGCCUCCGAAAUUCCAUUACAUAAGGAUCUUCUGCGUGGACCAAAGCUAUAGGCGGCUUCCGAGAACUCACCUCGACAAACACGUCCCCUCUCCUAAAGUGGUCCUCUGCGAUCCCGUGGGUGUACACACCAACUUCACGCCCGAGCACUUGCUGGAGUAUGCCCACGCUUUUGCAACCGACUUGCAGAUGGAGGAGGUAAACAGGCUGUACAAUAUCCAGUGGAAGGAAAUGAGGAAGUUGCGAAAUCGCCAGUCAACUUCCACAGCAUCCCGCCCGACCAAAGAAGACCCCCGCAGAGACCGCUUACUUUGGGUAGCGGAGCAUGGUCCAGUUUCACCCAAGAUCCUCGACGAUCUUGUCAGCCGUUUCGGGCCGAAGAAAACUUCCACAAUCGAACCAGAUGACCCCCUUCCUGACACAGCUCCUCCAUUGUGA
Fonsecaea nubica is the source of this 735-nucleotide messenger RNA. Its product is annotated as gibberellin 2-oxidase. The record is from RefSeq and is a predicted model, not a curated record. The coding region runs from base 1 to 735 and encodes 244 amino acids. Lineage: Eukaryota; Fungi; Ascomycota; Eurotiomycetes; Chaetothyriales; Herpotrichiellaceae. The transcript has a single exon.